Molecule: messenger RNA, 698 nt
Organism: Ipomoea triloba (trilobed morning glory)
Lineage: Eukaryota; Viridiplantae; Streptophyta; Magnoliopsida; Solanales; Convolvulaceae
Product: probable histone H2A.1
Exons: 2
Coding region: 88-549 (153 amino acids)
Cellular component (GO): nucleosome
Molecular function (GO): DNA binding; structural constituent of chromatin; protein heterodimerization activity
Source: RefSeq, a predicted model, not a curated record
CUCUUGAUACUCAUACAUUAAUCGCUGAGACGGUCUUUCAUUCAUUUAUCGUCAGUCCAGGGUUUAGACUGAAAUUUCACAUUUCUCAUGGAGAACACCGGAAAAGUGAAGAAGGGCGCCGGCGGCAGGAAGGGCGGUGGGCCGAAGAAGAAGCCGGUUACUCGCUCCACCCGCGCUGGUCUUCAGUUCCCGGUGGGAAGAAUCGGGAGGUACUUGAAGAAGGGCCGCUACGCCGAGCGCGUCGGGAGUGGAGCUCCGGUUUACAUGGCUGCCGUUCUCGAAUACUUGGCUGCUGAAGUUUUGGAGCUGGCAGGGAAUGCGGCUCGGGACAACAAGAAGAACAGAAUCAUACCGAGGCAUGUUCUGUUGGCUGUGAGGAAUGAUGAAGAGCUUGGGAAAUUGCUUGCUGGUGUUACCAUUGCUCAUGGAGGUGUGUUGCCAAACAUCAACCCUGUGUUGUUGCCUAAGAAGACUGGAUCUGAGAAGGCAACAAAGGAGGCGAAAUCCCCAUCUAAAGCUACCAAGUCCCCAAAGAAGGCUGCUGCAUAGGAAAAGUAGAUUGUGAAAUCCUGUAAUUGUAGUAUUAGAAGAACUGUUCUUUGUUGUUCAGGAAUGUCAUGAGAACAUAACUGCUUCUUUUUAUUCCCUUGUAGGAUUGCCAUUAUCAAUCAAUGAAAAAUUGUUGUUGCCAUUUAUAA